Messenger RNA from Trifolium pratense (red clover), 1814 nucleotides. Its product is annotated as probable amidase At4g34880. The coding region runs from base 40 to 1581 and encodes 513 amino acids. The transcript has 5 exons. NCBI's taxonomy places the organism in Eukaryota, Viridiplantae, Streptophyta, Magnoliopsida, Fabales, Fabaceae. The record is from RefSeq and is a predicted model, not a curated record.
AUCAUUAGGGUACCAUGUGGUUUCAACUUUCAAAGACUCAUGGAAUCAACACGUGCCUGCUCUUUCCUCCAAUUCCUUUGUAUAAUACUUGUACUAGUUACAUUCCCUUCUAUGCUUCCAACAACCUUGGCCAGUGACUUCUCAAUCAAAGAGGCAACAAUACAAGAUCUUCAACUAGCUUUCAAAAGAAACCAAUUAACAUCAAGACAACUUGUUGAAUUCUACCUCAACCAAAUCAAAAUCCAAAACCCAGUUCUCAAAGGGGUGUUGGAGGUGAACCCUGAUGCAUUAGCACAAGCAGAUAGAGCUGACCAAGAGAGAAGGACUAAAGCACCAGGUUCUCUUUCAGGGUUGCAUGGAAUACCCAUUUUGGUUAAGGAUAACACUGCAACUAAGGAUAAGUUGAACACUACUGCAGGCUCUUUUGCACUUCUUGGAUCAGUGGUGCCAAGAGAUGCAGGUGUUGUUACCAAGUUAAGGGAAGUUGGGGCUAUCAUAUUGGGGAAGGCCACUUUGAGUGAGUGGUCUCAUUACAGGUCUAAUGAAGCUCCUAAUGGUUGGAGUGCCAGAGGUGGACAAGGAAAGAAUCCAUACACAUUGGAUGAACCAUGUGGAUCAAGUAGUGGGUCAGCAAUAUCAGUAGCAGCAAAUUUGGUGAGUGUGUCACUUGGUACCGAAACCGAUGGCUCCAUUUUAUGCCCUUCAAGUUUUAACUCAGUAGUUGGAAUCAAACCAACUGUUGGUCUCACUAGUAGAGCAGGUGUAGUUCCAAUUAGUCCAAGACAAGAUACAGUUGGGCCAAUUUGCAGGACUGUAUCAGAUGCUGCUUAUGUUCUUGAAACCAUAGCAGGCAUCGACACUUAUGAUAAUGCAACAUUUGAAGCAUCAAAGUAUAUCCCAAAAGGUGGCUAUGCUCAGUUUCUAAAGAAAGAUGGACUACGAGGAAAGAGAUUAGGAGUAGUGAGACAAUUUUACGAGUUUGGAGGUGACACUUUACUGGAUGAAACUUUCAAGCUACACCUAAAAACGCUAAGGCAAAGAGGUGCAGUUUUGGUUGACAAUUUGAAGAUUGAUAAUGAACUUAUCGGCGAUCAAAGUGAAGAGAUUGCUCUGAAUUUUGAAUUCAAAUUAUCAUUGAACGCGUACCUGAAAGACUUAGUUACAUCGCCAGUGAAAAGCUUGGCAGAUGUGAUAGCCUUCAACAAGAAACACCCAAAAUUGGAGAAAAUCGAGUAUGGCCAAGAUCUCAUGCUGCAGGCUGAAAAGACAAACGGGAUUGGAAAAUCAGAGAAACAAGCAUUAUUAAAUAUGACAAGAUCGUCACAGAAUGGAUUUGAGAAACUUAUGAAAAGAAAUAAACUCGAUGCUGUGGUAACACCUUUUUCAUCCUUUAGUAGCAUACUUGCUAUUGGAGGUUAUCCUGGAGUGAAUGUUCCAGCAGGAUAUGAAAAGGGUGUGCCAUUUGGAAUUUGUUUUGGAGGUUUGAAAGGGUCAGAACCUAAGUUGAUUGAAAUUGCUUAUUCAUUUGAGCAAGCAACUUUGAUCAGAAAACCACCCCCCCUUCGGAAGUUGGAAAUUUGAAGUAGUAAUGCUAGGAAUAUGAUUGCUUCAUCUCAUUUUCUAGUAAAUUGAGUUGAAGAGCUUACAUUACAUGAACUGUAACUGUAAGAAAAUCUAAAUUAUAACAUUGUUGAUUGGUCUGAAAAUCCAGCAUACAAUAAGGAUUCUACAUUAUGUAUGGUGAAGUUGUGUUCAUAUAAAUCAUGAGAGAAAAUAAUGCAAGAAAGAAAUAUACCCGAAUGCAUAAAUGCUGA